AUGCCGAACGCCAUCGUCGAAAUUCCGGAGCCGCCUCGGAAGCCCGUAUUGGGGCACGUGACCGAGAUCGACCAGGACUAUCCCCUAGGGUCCUUUGUACACAUGGCAAACAAAUAUGGCCCUAUUUACAAGCUUGAUCUUCUGGGCCAGAAGCUAGUGUUUGUCAACACCCACGAGUUAGUCAACGAGUGCUGCGACGACAAGAGGUUCAAAAAGUCGAUAGAAGGGGACCUCGCUGAGCUUCGCGAGGCGGUACACGAUGGCCUUUUCACAUCGAAAGGCGUUGAGGAGGAGAACUGGGGUAUCGCCCAUAGAGUCUUGAUGUCUGCUUUCGGUCCUCUUGCCAUCAGAGGAAUGUUUGACGAUAUGCACGACCUAGCCGCCCAACUAGCCCUCAAGUGGGCACGCCACGGAUCUUCUACUCCUAUCCACAUCGGCGAAGACAUGACGAGACUCACCAUGGACACAGUCGCCCUUUGCUCGAUGGGAUACCGGUUUAAUUCUUACUACCGCGAAGACACGCACCCCUUCAUCACAGCAAUGUACGCUGUCAUGAAAGAAGCCGGUGACAAGGCAUUGCGCGUCCUACCUCAAGUCUUCUACAAGAAACAAGAUCGCAAGUUCAAGGCAAAUAUCACCUAUAUUCGGUCCAUCGCAAGAGAGGUUCUCGAGGCUAGGAAGAAGGACCCGGAUGACGCCAAUGGUCGAAAGGAUCUGUUGACAGCAAUGCUCAACACCGUUGACCCUGUUACUGGCCGUAAGAUGACGGACGAGAGCAUUAUUGACAACUUGAUCACCUUUCUUGUCGCCGGCCACGAGACUACUGCUGCUACAUUCACCUUCACCAUGUACUGGUUGCUGAAGAGACCUGAAGUGUACCGGAAAGUACAAGAAGAAGUCGACACCACGGCUGGCGAUAGACCUCUCAAGAUCGAACAUGUUGCAAAGCUGAAGUACUUGAGUGCAGUCAUCAGAGAAGUUCUGCGACACAGUGCUCCCAUCUUUGGUUUCGGCAGAGAGGCCAUGAAAGACGAGAUCAUCGGUGGCAAGUACCGCGUCAAACCCGGGGAGCAGAUCCUGUGUUUCUUGACCAAGUCACAUCUUGACCCCAAGGUAUUCGGAGAUGACGCAGAGGAGUUUCGACCCGAAAGAAUGCUCGACGAGAACUUCGACCGGCUGAUGAAGGAGUUCCCUAACUGCUGGAGCCCCUUUGGCACCGGUAUGCGUGGCUGUAUUGGUAGGGCAUUCGCCUGGCAAGAGAUGGUGUUGGCCCUUGCUUUGCUGAUGCAGAACUUCAACUUUGUCAUGCACGACCCCAAUUACGAUCUUAAAGUCUCCCAAACGCUCACAAUCAAACCCAAAGACUUCUAUAUUCGAGCCAUUCUGAGAGAGGGAUUAACACCGUCGAUGCUGGAAGCUCGGAUGGCCGGGUCUUUGACCGGAGGAGUGCCCGCCCAGACAAAGGCCAAAGCCCCCGAAGCUACAUGUACCAGCGGAGCAGGGGCUGCAGAUGACUCUGCUAAGAAGGCGAAUGUGGCAAUUUUCUACGGUUCGAACUCUGGCACCUGCGAAUUUAUGGCCCAGAGACUUGCUAGCGAUGCGGCGUCACAUGGCUUUAGCGCGACUGUUGACUCACUCGACACCGCACGAGAGUCUCUUCCAACAGAUCGUCCCGUCGUUAUCGUCACCUCUUCUUACGAGGGUGAACCGCCUCACAACGCUGCGCUCUUUGUUGACUGGAUGGCCAACCUCAAGGCCAAGGAACUUGAGAACGUGUCUUAUGCUGUGUACGGCUGCGGUCAUGCCGAUUGGGUAAAAACAUACCUUCGGGUACCCAAGCUCGUCGAUUAUACGCUCGAAGAACGCGGAGCCCGUCGGAUCAUCCCGCUUGCUACGACGGAUGCCAAAGACCGAGACAUGUUUUCUGACUUUGAGGCCUGGGAGGAUGAGUCUUUAUGGCCUGUGCUCGUCAAGGAGUUUGGUGGGCAGUCCGAAGGAGACAACAACAGCAUCGCUGAGGCAGGUUUGUCAGUGUCAUUCUCUACUCCGAGGACUUCAACUCUCCGCCAAGACGUCAGAGACGCUCUCGUACUAGAUUCUCGGACUCUUACCCGCGGACACCUGGGCCCUGUCAAGAGACACAUUGAGGUGCAGCUUCCCACAAAUAUGCGAUACUCGGCUGGUGAUUAUAUCGCCGUGUUGCCUCACAACCCCAAGGACACAGUCGCCAGGGUGAUGCGUCGCUUCCAUCUUACCUGGGACUCUCAUGUCACCAUCCAGGCUUCAGGGCCCACGACAUUGCCAACUGAUGUUAGCAGCCCGGUUUCUGACGUUCUCAGCUCUUACGUUGAGCUAUGCCAAACCGCUUCAAAGAGGAAUAUCUUGACUCUAUCGCAGCUUGCGAAGAACGAAGAAGUGAGUCGCAAGCUUCAGUACCUAGGCACCGGUGGCUACGACACCGAGAUCAAGACAAAGAGGCUAUCGGUUCUCGAUAUUGCCGAGCAAUUCCCAUCCUUGAUCAUCCCUUUCAACCACUUCCUCCUCAUGCUUCCUCCUAUGAGAGUUCGUCAAUAUUCAAUUUCUUCGUCACCUCUUGUGGAUCCUGGUGUCGCCACCAUCACCUACGGCGUUCUAGACGAGCCUGCCUUAUCGGGACAAGGCCGGCAUGUCGGGGUCACUUCCUCUUACCUUUCUACCCUGAUUGCCGGUGACCGUCUACAAGUUGCCAUACGUGCUUCACAGGGCGGCUUCAAGCUUCCAAUCGACAUGCAUAAGACGCCUCUUUUGUGUGUAGCGGCCGGCACCGGCUUGGCACCGUUCCGUGCCUUCGUCCAAGAACGUGCUACCCUACUCAACAACGGUCGCUCUCUCGCACCGGCUAUCUUGUUCUUAGGGUGCCGUGACCCGGAGGCUGACGACCUGUACCGUGAAGAGUUCGACAAGUGGGAAGCUGUCGGUGCUGUAAGGAUGUUCAGGGCAUACAGUCGCAAGCCUGAAGCUUCUAACGGAUCCAAGUACGUGCAAGAUCGUAUCUGGCAGGAGCGUGAGAUGUUGUACGGGCUGUGGGAUCAAGGUGCCAGAGUUUAUGUCUGUGGUUCGAACAGAGUGGCCGAAGGAGUGAAGGAUGUUCUGCUUAGAGCGGCUAGGGAGAAGAGUGAGUUGGACGAUGGAAAGCCGAUGAAUGAUGAGGAGCUGGAAGAGUGGUUCAGCAAUAUUCGCAACGAGCGUUAUGCGACUGAUGUAUUUGACUGA
Messenger RNA from Colletotrichum phormii, 3252 nucleotides. RefSeq names its product cytochrome P450. NCBI's taxonomy places the organism in Eukaryota, Fungi, Ascomycota, Sordariomycetes, Glomerellales, Glomerellaceae. The record is from RefSeq and is a predicted model, not a curated record. Gene Ontology annotation, cellular component: cytosol. Gene Ontology annotation, molecular function: aromatase activity; flavin adenine dinucleotide binding; FMN binding. The coding region runs from base 1 to 3252 and encodes 1083 amino acids. The transcript has 8 exons.